GCGCAUGCGUAGAAGAUCGAUAGUGCUGUCCGUAAUCGCGUGCACCCACUCUUCAGCGCUUCUCAGAGAGUAUAGGUUAAAAGCUGUGACGCCACAAGUGCAACAUCUAGCGGUACGACCAGGAACGACCAACAUGUCACGCGAAGUGUCAUCUGCUUCUACCAACAGGCAGAUUUCACAGAUUUCAUAGUACAAUAAACCAAUAAUGCCUUCCCCUCUUGAUACAAAACUGUGUCAAGAGUUGGCACAGCACAUAGAGGCAUUGACACACACAGGUCAGAAAGUUUUAGAACCCACACUCAUAAAAAAAAUUAAACAGAUUUGCAGGUCUUCGGAAGGUUAUGUGGAACAUGCUUACCACUUACUGCUUCAUCAACUUGGAGAGCAGCAUGCAGAAGUGCGUUUCAGUGCUUUCCAAAUUAUUGAUGAACUAUUCAGGCGCUCUCACAGUUUUCGAGAACAUUUGGUUUCUGAUAUGCAGCGCAUUAUGGAGCUCACAGUGGAGACAAACCCCAACAAUUGCCUCCCUCCACCAAAGAUUGCAGCUUCUAACCUCAAAAACUUAGCUUUACGGUCUUUUCAUGAAUGGAAUGUGCAGUAUGGAAGUGGAUACAAAAGAUUGCAAAUUGGAUACAAUUUCUUAAGGAAAUGUAAAAAUAUUGAUUUCGAUAAUCUGGAGUUUGAGAAUGCUAUUGAACGAGCCAGAAGAGAAGAAAAUUUGCGACAUCAACAAAUAGUGAAUGAAGAGAAGAUACAAAAAGUGUUGACAGAAUAUAAUGAUCUCUAUGAAGAAAUAAAAACCACAAUAACAUCAUUAGAUAACUGUAUAAAGUUAUUGGUGCCUUCUCUUGAUGAUUUUUUUAUAUCUUGUGAUAAUAUGGAUGAAUCGGAUAUUGAUACUUUCAACAGUGAAUUGGUUGUGACAAGCCCUCAUUUGAAAUGUUCUAAAAAAGAGAACAAAGUUGACAUCAGAGAACAUGGAAUGAAUACGAAUUUCUCUGUUGAAGUUGAAAUAAAACCUGUUGCUAGUGUUAAAGAGACCGCUGAAAAUGCAGCAGUAUUUGAGAAUGCACGAGAUGCACAACGAUUGAUAAAGAACCGUUACAUACCACGUGUAAAGAAUUGGCUUAAGGUGAUUACUAAGUGUUCAGGAAAAAGUGAUGACGUUAAGAAAAUGGUAAACCUCAAAGAUGAAUUAGAAAAAUCUCUGAAAAAAUGUGAUCAUCUUGAUAUAAGUAGAAAAAACAGUGAUGACUCCUCAGACUCUGACCUUGAAGAGGUUCCAGACAAAGAAGGAUAUGAAGAACAUGUAGUGGAACAGCAUGUCCUUUUCGCACAAAGUUCCAGUAGAUCAGAGAAGUCAGCCAGUUCAAAGAAGGACUGGAGCAUCUUUUCAAAAGACAACAAUGAAGAAGACCCAACUACGCUUCUGUCAACUUUAAGUACCUUACAAACAACUAAGAAUUCGCAUCCUUCCUGUAGUGAAAAUUCUUUUGCAACCACUUCUUCAGGAGAACAAGAAGUCAAGGUUCAGAAAACUGAAGAAAUUGAGUGUCUUCCUUCUACAUCACACAAGAACCAAUCUACCCAAAGUCGCAAACAAAAACUGCUGUCUGUUGCCCCAAAACUUCCUUUCGACAUUGAUUUAUACCAUUGGGAAGAAGAGAAGUUGGCUGCCCCAACCAUGCUGCUAGUAAAACCUGAUGGAGCCAGAUUCUGGUCUGCGACUUCCACAGACGAAAUGGAAGAAAUUGUUGUGCCAGAAGGCGCAGCCAGUUUACGAACUCGGGUAAUCGAGUUCUCUGGGAGACACGAACCCGUGAAGUGGGCUUGUCGUGCUCCUUUGCCAUCAGGAAAGUUGUGUCCCAGAAGGGACAGAUACAAGUGUCCAUUUCAUGGUCCAGUUGUUGCAAGAGAUAGUUCAGGAAAAUGUUCAAACCCAGAAGAUGAAGCGAGACUGAAACAAAUGCAAGAAGAAGAACAACAGAAGAACCCUGACUGGCAGGACCCAAAGCUUCUUCAGGAAAUCAAGGAAGCCACUGGAGUAGAUUUGAAGAUGCCUGAGAAAGGGAAGAGAAAAAAGAAAAGUGACCAAACAAAGUACCCAGGUUUAACAGACAUCAAGGCAAAACAAAACAAUGCCUACACAAGAUUAGCAAAAAAAGUAUUUAAGAAGGGAUCUAUGAAGCGAAUUGCCCAGUCUUUGGAUAAUGCUGAUCAUAAACGAUUUAGAGAUAAAUAUGGUGAUCAAUUUAAUUAUGUUCAUGAAACGUCUUAAAGAAAAUAAUAUUUAUUACAACAUUUUGUAUUUAAUAUUAAAAUCUAUAUAAAUAAAAUUUAGGUAUCUUGGAUUAUUUCAAAAUAACUCCCUUUUUAUAAUCUUUUAUGGUUACAUACAGUGGGUCAUGGCUAAAUUGAAGUUGAAAGGACCAACAAAAACUCAAUCAUACGAACAUUCUAAUUAGAGAAGAUACAUUGUUUUGUUUUGGUUUUCGAGCCAUUAAAUUUCACUUUUUCUGUAAGUAAAUAUUUUUUGGGUAAGGUUAUACACUAUACCAACAUAAUUGAACAAAGUACAUUGCAAAUAAUACAUUAAACAAAUAAAAUUGCAAUCACAAGUACACUUGAAUGCGUAAUAAUAGAAUGUUUGUCAUGUAAUAUUAAGUUUUAAGAAGAAUUGUAAAACAUCUGAUUAUUUCUGUAACAUUUGUCUUACACACAUACUUUUUGGGUUCAUGUAAUACAAAAACUUUGAAUUAAGGAGGGUAAACUUCGAAUUAUCCACAACUUUUUCAUUAAUUAAUUAAUUAUAUAUGAAGUUCAAGGGAACUUCACAAAUUUUCAAAUUAAAGACGUAUUUAAAUUAUCCAAGUCCCAAUGUACAUAAUGUAAAAACACAUUGAAUUAUUUUUUUAAAUUUAGUCUGGAUCUUUCUUUGGAAUGGCAAAUUCAUUUUCAUGUGGUUUUACUCUAAGGUAGAAAAUUUUGUCAAUCGUAAUUUGGGCCACUUUUCUCAAAUCAAAACUUUCAAUUACUAUAUAAAGGUUUGUUUAGACUAUACAAAUCUACAAUGUUAUCAUAAAAUUUGGUACUAGUGGCUAUAAAAAUAACGAGACUCUAUUUGAUUUUGAAAAUCUACCCCUCAAUCCUUACCUACCUCUUAAAGCAAAAUUUAGGAUCAAGCAAAAUUAAGAAAAAUUAAGAGACUAGGAUUUAUCUAAUCUUCCAUGGUGUCUCUGAACCAUGGAAGAUUGGGACAAGUAUACCUUGUCUCAUGCCUACUGGAUUCCAAAAACAUGACAAUUCAACAACAAAUCAAACAUGUGAGUUGUCAGUUUAACCUGGUUGAUACUGUUUAUAUCAAGAUACAUUCAAGAUUACUACAUACUAAGCAUAGUUCAUUUCAUGUUAGUUUCAAUAAUCUUUCUUUUAUCACUAACACUCGCUCCAUGAUGAAUCUCUAGUAAUGUUUUUUUUUUUGCAUUUUUUUUUUGCAUUGCAAAACAGCCAGGAUCACAG
Messenger RNA from Gryllus bimaculatus (two-spotted cricket), 3519 nucleotides. The record is from the annotation of a GenBank genome assembly. NCBI's taxonomy places the organism in Eukaryota, Metazoa, Arthropoda, Insecta, Orthoptera, Gryllidae.